AGACCUAUCGUUCAGUAGGGGCAGAGAUGCAGCAGGGCAGGGAGAAGAAAAUUCAGGAGAAUUCUCCUGAGGGCAAGAGUCGAGCUGGGCGAUGGAGUCAAUGUAGAACAUCAACAAACAGAUAACAGGAAAUUAUCCAUUCCCUGUGGUCACUUAUUCUAAAGACCCGAACCUUCAAAGUUCAAGGAGUGAAAUGGUUGACUCCACAGAACGGGAGCAGUCACGCCUUUCUUGUCUUAAGAGAAGAGAAGAAAUGAAACUGAAGGAGUGUGUCUUUAUCCUCCCCCAGAAAGAAAAUCCCUCUGUCCGAGUCUCCAAAGAUGGAACGCUGCUGGCCAUGACCUUACUGCUGGCCCUGGUGUCCUGCUGCCUCACGGUGGUGUCUUUCUGCAGGGUGGCCACCCUGCAAGAGGAGCUGGGGAGCCUCCGGGCAGAACUGCACGAGCACCAGGCUGAGCAGCUUCCAGGCCCUCCUCAGGGGGGAGCAGCAGCCCCCAGGGCAGCUGUGCAGGAAGCUCCAGCUGCCACCUCUGCACUGAAAGAGAUCUUUGCACCACCAGCUUCAGGAGAAAGCAACUCCAGUCAAAGUAUCAGGAAUAAGCGUGCCACUCUGGGUUCAGAAGAAACAGUCACUCAAGACUGCUUGCAACUGAUUGCAGACAGUGACACACCUACUAUACGAAAAGGAGCUUAUACAUUUGUUCCAUGGCUUCUCAGCUUUAAAAGAGGAAGAGCCCUAGAAGAAAAAGAAAAUAAAAUAUUGGUGAAAGAAACCGGUUACUUCUUUAUAUAUGGUCAGGUUUUAUACACCGAUAACACCUUUGCCAUGGGACACCUAAUACAGAGGAAAAAAGUCCAUGUCUUUGGGGACGAAUUGAGUCUGGUGACUUUGUUCCGAUGUAUUCAAAAUAUGCCUGAAACACUACCCAAUAAUUCCUGUUAUUCAGCUGGCAUUGCAAAGCUGGAAGAAGGAGAUGAACUCCAACUUGCAAUACCACGCGAAGAUGCUAAAAUAUCACGGGAUGGAGAUGGCACUUUUUUUGGUGCAUUGAAACUUCUGUGACCUCUUUAUACCUUGUAUGUGGCUAUUUUCCUCCUUUUCUAUGUACCUCUAAGGAGAAAACACUUAACUGGAAAUACCAAAAGGAAAAAAAAAAAGUAGUUACCAUAGCCUUUUCUGUGAGCUAUUUGUUUUGGUUUGCUGAAACUAGACCAAACAGGAAAUUUAACAGACAACCACAGCCAAAGGUUGUCAUGUGAAUUACAAGAAAUAGAGCCCAUUUAAGGAAAGAUAAAAAGACUUUUCACUAUAAUGCCAUAUUGAACAACUUAGUCAUAGCUUCUUGUCUUGGAGGAAGCACAGGAUUCAAAGGGGCAGUAAUCAUUUCUUCAAAAAUUGUAUUUUAUUAUUUACUAAAAACAAGUGCCUACAUCUUUAUGACAGUAAGACAUUUUUGGGAAAUCUCAGGAUUCACCCUCAAUUUUUAUGUUAACUGUGCCCCUCUUCUUUUUCAGUUAACUUAGUAGAAAGUAAAAAGAAAAAAAUAUAUAGAAAUCAUGCAUUCGCUAUGUGAAAAAGUAAUUAAAAGCUUAAAUUUAAACAUCAUAUUAAACAAUUGGACUCAAAAUAGGAUAUUGGUAUUAUUUAAGUUUUUUUAGCUUAUUUCGUUUGUAAUUUUUGUUUCUAACAUUUUAUAUUACCCAAUGGAACACCUGCAGGUAGUUUUCACAACAGAGAAGUCAGCCUCUCAUGUGUUUACACUUAUGUGUAUUUUUUAUAGCUAAUUUCAGUUACUUUAAAAACUUAAUGUAGGGUAAUUCCAAUUCAUGCAUAUAAGCAUUAAUUGAAAAAAUAACUAUAAUUGUUCUUAUGUAAAAAUAAAAUCUCCAGUAGUUCAUGAAUACAUUUACAAUAAUGUGAUAUAACUUCCCUUUAUUUUCUAUCCUUCUGUUUUAAACUGCUGCUAUUGUAGUUCACGUAUCCCAGCCUUUAAAAAAUACUCAUGUUAUUAGCUUUACAGAAAUUGAUGUUUAAUUAAAGUUCUUGGCAUCCUGAAGUAUGUUAUAUGCCUUGUGCUCUUCUAAAGAUUACCAUAUACCAGAAGACAUCGUUCUAACUUUCAUUUUGUAAAGAAUAUUUGAGAAUGCUGUAAUACUUAUCUUUUAUUGUAUCAAUUUCCCUUUUUUGCUUGUAUUUUUUAAAAUGUCAUCUGUUUAAUGAGUUUUCACUUCAUUAAACUUUUUAUUAGUUUAAACAGUAGCUGGAAGAAUAGACCCUGGUCAGCAUGAAUUUUCCUCAGUCUAUUAUAAAAUAUUUUAAAAGAUAUAGUUUUCAAAACAAAAGAAAUGAUUUGUAUUUUUUGUGUCUGAAAUUAAACCUUGUCUAAAACUGAUUUCUGUAAUUUUGGUGUUUUGGUUAAAAUAAAAUAUAUUUUGCAAUUUAUUUUGUUUUACAACAUUGUAAUUAAAAAGACACGAGAGGUGGAGUAAGAGUUUCAAUACUAGAAGGUUAGUAAUUUUUUUUAGUGUUGCUGCUAACUUGGCUUGCCAAAUAAAAAAUUUCAGAAA
This is a messenger RNA of Pteropus alecto (black flying fox), 2568 nucleotides long. It is a transcript of the gene TNFSF13B, whose product is annotated as TNF superfamily member 13b. Gene Ontology annotation, cellular component: membrane. The transcript is spliced from 6 exons. Gene Ontology annotation, biological process: immune response. NCBI's taxonomy places the organism in Eukaryota, Metazoa, Chordata, Mammalia, Chiroptera, Pteropodidae. The record is from RefSeq and is a predicted model, not a curated record. Gene Ontology annotation, molecular function: receptor ligand activity; tumor necrosis factor receptor binding. Bases 194 to 1063 code for a protein of 289 amino acids.